AUGAUUCAAAGAAAUCGAGUAUCAAGUCAAUAAAAACUUCCAACUUUAGAUUUAUCAUCUACAAAUAGAGGAACUAUCGAAAGAUUAAGAGUUAAUGUAAUUAUGACAUUAUAUUUAUGUAGAUUACUGUUUAAUCAGGAGAUGCAUAAUUUAUUAGUUUUAGAUCCUUAAAUGAACAAAAUCCAAAGUUUCCCUUGCCUCAUAAUUCAAUUGAAUCCUCAUCUCAUUGGAAUUCAAGCAUUUAAAAUGAUUUAAGUUAGAAUAAGAAAAUAAUUCAAUUGUUAGGCAAAACCCUAUAUAAAUAGAAAUAUGAAUAUUAGGAAGUUUAAGAAACGUUAAUAGUAAUUAAUUUACAUAUAUUAAGAAAAAAAUGAGAACAAUGACUAGGAUGUAAAAAUAUGUUAAAAUAAUACCACAUAGAGUAGAACCAUUUUAGAAUUUAGAAAAAAUUGCUUAAACUGCUCAAUAACAGUAAGUUAAGAAAAAAGUAUCAUUUCCUAUGUUGUAUAAUGGAGCUUUUUUUACUAAACUUGAACAUAAAUGGAUACCUACAGUUAGAGAAAAUACAAUGGCAGCAGACUAUUAAAAGAGAAUUUAUAUUUUUGGUGGAAUAGGAAGUGAAGUUUUUGGUGAUAUGAUAGAAUAUGAAAUAUAAUUUGGUAAAUUUAGAGAACUUAAAUAAAAAGGAGAUAUUCCUUUAAAUAGAUAUGGACAUUGUAUGCAUUGUAUUGGUUAUCCUAUGUUAUUAUCUACUUAAUUUUCUUAUGAUAACAUAUAAUAAAGUCCAAUUAAUGGAAAAUAAUUGAUUAUUUAUGGAGGAGAAAUGCAAUUUAAUUCUGCUUUAAAAAUAAGAGAAAAUUUAAGUGAUACUAGAAUAUAUGAUAUUGAAAGUGAAACAUGGCAAUAACUUAAGCCUAAUAUAGAAAACAUUCCAGAAAGCAGACGUUCUUUUGGAAGUUGUAUAAUAGGUCGUGGUUUAUUAAUUAUGGGAGGUAUUCGAAGUAGAUUCUCAGUAUUUAAUGAUCUUCAUUACUUAAAUCUAAGUAUUUUAAUUAAAUCAAUUUAGGUUUAUGUAAAUGGACUCCCUUAGAAACCUAAAAGAGUCCCUUCAUUAAAGGAUUGGCAUUUUAACAAUUAGUUUGUGUAUAUAACAAACCUUAAUACGUUUUUGACAGAAGAGAAAUACGAUCUAAACAAAUUAAAAUUUAAGAUUAUGAAGGAGUCUAUUGUUUUGGUGGAUGUUUUAUUGAUGAAAAUAAAAACACUUAAUAUUAUAGUAACUUUGUAACUAUUCUGAAAUUCGAUUAACACUAUAAUAAUUGGAUCAUACCUGAAACUACAGGUAAACAACCAUUACCAAGAAUCUAACAUACUGCUACUUAUAUACAAGAUAUGAACAUAAUUAUCAUAUUUGGAGGAAGAGAUGAUUAAAAACCAAACCCAUAUUUUAAUGAUUUAUUUGCAUUCAAAAUUUUAGAUAAAGAAUGGGUUUAAUUAGAUCUUUUUGGAAGUAUUCCUAAACCUAGGGCUGCUCAUACUGCUAUUUCAUAUAUGAGUUAAAUUUUAUAUUUUGGAGGUGUUAAUCUUAAUGGGUAUGUUGAAUUUACUGUAAAUAUUGCAGAAUUUAACUAAAAUUAAAUUCGCCAAUUAGCAUCUGAAUAUAGAAUUCAUUAAUAAAAAAAUAAUUAAGAAUUUUAAUAAGAAGAACAAUUAACACAAUCCAUAAUCAAUAAAUAAUACUUUUCUUUACAUUAAAUCACUCCUGUAUAACCUUUAAAAAAAUUAACAAAAGCAGAAGAAUUAGAUUUACAAAUUAAAUAAUUGUCUUUUUAAAACUUUCCUAAACAUCUUAAAUGA
Messenger RNA from Paramecium sonneborni, 1857 nucleotides. NCBI's taxonomy places the organism in Eukaryota, Ciliophora, Oligohymenophorea, Peniculida, Parameciidae. The record is from the annotation of a GenBank genome assembly.